Penicillium longicatenatum is the source of this 231-nucleotide messenger RNA. RefSeq lists its product as uncharacterized. NCBI's taxonomy places the organism in Eukaryota, Fungi, Ascomycota, Eurotiomycetes, Eurotiales, Aspergillaceae. Gene Ontology annotation, molecular function: endopeptidase inhibitor activity. Bases 1 to 231 code for a protein of 76 amino acids. The record is from RefSeq and is a predicted model, not a curated record. The transcript has 4 exons. Gene Ontology annotation, biological process: vacuole fusion, non-autophagic.
AUGUCUACUUUCAUUAUACAGGUUACCUGCAACUCCGAUACCACAGAUUCAGAGAUGCAAAAGCUCAAAGAUGAGAUCACCGCCCACGGUGGCAGAAUAGUACAUGAGUACACCAUAAUCAAAGGCUUCAGCUUUACUCGCCCGGAAGCUUCCACCUUGGACCUCAAUACACUAUCUAGUCAUCCGAAUGUUGACAGUGUCGAAGCCGACCAGGUCGUUACUACCCAAUAG